AUCUGACGCGCGCGCUGAUAGGCGGAUGCAUGUGGGCUUUUGAGCGAGUUUGUGCGUGACCGUGUGUUUACAAACUUUCAGCUGGACUGAAGAACUCUAGAAAACUUCAUUUGGACAAAAAUGUCGCGAAUAUUAAGCGUUUUUAACACUCACAUUAUUAAAGAUUUCACAAGAAGAUUUUGGCGAAUUUCUGCACGGAGCUUCACAACAGAUGACGGUGAUGGAGGUGCUGGAGUUUUGGGCAAGCGUCUGAAGGACACGGCAGAGACGGUGAUCAUCGGUGGUGGGUGUGUUGGGGUCAGUCUGGCGUAUCAUCUUGCCAAAGCGGGACAGAAGGACGUGGUGCUGCUGGAGAAGUCCGAGCUGACGGCCGGAUCCACGUGGCACGCGGCGGGACUCACCACAUAUUAUCAUCCUGGCAUAAAUCUGAAGAAGAUUCAUUAUUACAGUAUUAAACUGUUCGAGCAGCUGGAGGCCGAGACUGGACAGGCAGUGGGUUUCCAUCAGCCUGGCAGCAUCAGACUGGCAUCGAGUCCUGUCAGAGUGGAUGAACUGAAAUAUCAGAUGAGCAGAACACACUGGCACCCCACACCACAGUUCCUCAUCGGACCUGAGAAGAUCCAGGAGCUCUUUCCUCUCCUCAACGUGAACAAGGUGUUGGCGGGUCUCUAUAAUCCCGGUGAUGGCCACAUUGAUCCGUAUUCUCUGACGAUGGCUCUGGCGGCCGGUGCCCGUAUGUACGGCGCCCAGAUCUAUUACCCCGCCCCUGUAACCGGCCUCACGCCAACCGCUGAUGGCAAAUGGGACGUCCAGACCGCGCACGGAACCAUCCGAGCCAAUCGCAUCGUCAAUGCAACAGGUUUCUGGGCGCGAGAGCUGGGUCACAUGAUCGGUUUCCAGCACCCCACCGUCCCAGUGCAUCACCAGUAUGUUGUCACGGCGACAGUUCCGGAGGUGAAGGCCCUGAAGGCAGAGCUUCCUGUUAUCAGGGAUCUGGAGGGGUCAUAUUACCUGCGUCAGGAGCGAGACGGGCUGCUGUUCGGACCGUACGAGAGAGAGGAGAAGAUGAUGCUGCAGGACUCCUGGAUCACAGAUGGAGUUCCUCCAGGUUUUGGUAAAGAGUUGUUUGAGUCCGAUCUGGACCGCAUCAUGGAUCAUGUGGAAAUGGCGAUGGAGAUGGUGCCGGUUCUGAAGAAUGCUGACAUCAUUAAUAUCGUCUCUGGACCAAUCACAUAUACUCCUGACCUGCUGCCCGUGAUCGGACCGCACCAGGGCGCUCACAACUACUGGACCGCCAUCGGCUUCGGGUAUGGUAUAAUUCAUUCUGGAGGCGUUGGGAAGUUUCUCAGUGAUUGGAUCAUGAGCGGUGAACCUCUGUAUGACCUCAUCGAAUGUGACCCCAAUCGCUACGGUCACUGGACAACUGUACAGUACGUGUGUGCCAAAGCCAGAGAAUCUUAUGGAUUCAACAACAUCGUGGGUUACCCAAAAGAGGAGCGUUUCGCGGGCCGUCCAACUAACAGGGUCAGUGGUGUGUAUGAGCUGUUGAAGGAGAAAUGUUCUAUGGGUUUCCACGUGGGUUGGGAGCAGCCGCACUACUUCUACAAACCUGGAGACGAGACGGGAUACAAGCCCAGUUUCAGAAGGACUAACUGGUUCGGGCCAGUGGGCCGUGAGUGUAAACUCGUGAUGGAGAAAGUGGGUGUAAUUGACCUCUCACCCUUCGGGAAGUUCAUGGUGACAGGAGAAGAUUCACAGCAGCUGCUCGAGCGACUUUUUGCCAACACAUUGCCGAAGGUGGGUCAAACAAACAUCAGUCACAUGUUGACCCCACGGGGGCGUGUCUAUGCUGAGGUCACAGUUACUCAGCUCACACCGGGAGAGUUUCUGCUCAUCACAGGCUCCGGAUCAGAACUGCACGACCUCAGAUGGAUUGAGCGUGAGGUGUUUGAUGGUGGUUAUCGUGUGAGUGUGUCUAAUGUCACAGAUGAGAUCGGCGUGUUGGGUGUCGCCGGGCCGAACUCUCGCAAGGUUCUUCAGAAACUGACGGAUGAAGAUUUGAGUGACACUGGAUUCAGAUUCCUGCACUGCAGAUCCAUUCAGCUGAACGGCAUUCCUGUACGAGCCAUGCGCAUAUCAUACACAGGUGAGUUGGGUUGGGAGUUGUACAUGGACAUGAAGAACAUGAGUGCUGUGUAUCAGUCACUGAUGGACGCCGGACAGUGCGAGGGAAUCGAUGACUUUGGCACGUACGCCAUGAACUCACUGAGACUGGAGAAAGGUUUCAGAGCCUGGGGAGCUGAGAUGAAUUGUGACACGAAUCCUCUUGAAGCUGGUUUGGAUUAUUUCAUCAAACUCAACAAGUCUGCAGAUUUCAUUGGUAAACAGGCUCUGUUGGAGAUCAGGUCUCAGGGUUUGAAGCGCAGACUGGCGUUUCUCACGCUGCAAACGGACGACAUCGACCCAGAGGGCAACGAGACCAUCUGGCACAAUGGCAAAGUGGUUGGAAACACGACGUCUGGAGCAUACAGCUACAGCACACAGCAGAGUCUGGCGUUGGGUUACCUGCCUGUGGAUCUUGUUACUGUGGGUCAGAGAGUGGAGGUGGAGCUGCUGGGUCAGAAAUAUCCUGCCACAGUCACACAAGAACCGCUAGUCCUCACAGAACCCGCCAGAACCAGACUGCAGAAGAAGAGCAAAAGAGUCUGAGCCCACACUGGAACAUGAUUACUAGAUGAUCUUUCAUGUUUGAAAUUCAUUAGGAUCCUUAACCAACGUUUAUCAGUCACACCUGAAAAUCACUAAACAAAUAUGAAUGUCUUAAAAUGCAAAUGUAAAGAUUGUGUUAGAAAUAAUUGUGAAUAUUUGCUGCUGAGCAUCAUGUCUUAAUGUCUUAAUCUGUGUAAAUGAUUUCUUGUCAUGUGUAGCUCAGUAAACUGUAUUUUACUGUCAUCUGUUCAAACAUACUGAUGAUUCUUACCAACUGAAUUCAGUACCAGUAAAGACCUGCAGUGAAAUACAAUGUCAGUAUUGCACAUCGAGUGAUUCCUGUAUAAUGUUAUAAUGACCUCGGAUUAUUCCUGUAUAUCUCUGAACUGUAUAUUUUCAUUCUGAAUAAACUCUGACGGCUUUAAUCACUGUAUGAUUAAACAUGUUCAGCUUUACAGAUGUAAAAGUUUAUGAUCAUGUGUGUAUUUUGAUGGUUUUGUAUAAUCUGUCUGAAUAAAAUCAUCUGUAUGUGUAUGUUCAGAAUAGCCGACUACAAUACUAUAUUUCUGCAUUGUGAACAGUAUACCCAGUGUGAUAUUUCACUAAUAUUUUAACAUUUCAUUAUUUCAUUUCUUUAUGUCAUCAGACUGCCAAAGACAAUUUUGCACAAAAUUUACUUGAAAUGCAAAAGGAGUUUUUGGGAUGAUAACUGAAAGCCACUCACUGAAUUUAAUGUAAUUCUAGGACAUCAUGUGACAGCAAUGUAGGAUGCCUAAUAUGUGCUGUUUCACACUGGUAUUCUAUUACGAACAUUGAAAACUUGACUUAUUAAAUUAAUAUUUCGGGUUCAAUACAAGUUCAUCUCAAUCGACAGCAUUUGUGGCAUAAUACUGAUUACCACAAAAAUGUAUUUGAACUCGUUUCUCCUUUUGCUUUUUUGUUUUUUAAAAAGGACAAAUGUGUGUUACAGUGAGACACUUACAAUGGAAGUCAAUGGGGCCAAUUUUUGGAGGGUUUAAAGCUCCAGAAAUGUGAAGCAUAUAAUUUUAUAAUAGCACCUACAUUAAUGUGUAUUAUUUGAGCUGUAAAAUUGUUUAAAUCGUAAUUUUUAUGGUCGUAUUAUGGUUUGCGGUGUUACGUUGUCAUGGCAAAAAAGUUGUACAAUUGUCUAUAACUUUACACAUAUGCGGUUAAUAAGUGAUUUUAUCACACUAAAAUCAUGUUAUCACACAUAUAGUUUAUGUUAUGUUGUUAGUACACCUAAAAAUUAAAAUUCUCAUCAUUU
This is a messenger RNA of Myxocyprinus asiaticus (Chinese sucker), 3994 nucleotides long. Its product is annotated as dimethylglycine dehydrogenase, mitochondrial-like. Gene Ontology annotation, molecular function: protein binding; oxidoreductase activity. Bases 121 to 2709 code for a protein of 862 amino acids. Gene Ontology annotation, cellular component: mitochondrion. The transcript has 16 exons. The record is from RefSeq and is a predicted model, not a curated record. NCBI's taxonomy places the organism in Eukaryota, Metazoa, Chordata, Actinopteri, Cypriniformes, Catostomidae.